Punctularia strigosozonata HHB-11173 SS5 is the source of this 1431-nucleotide messenger RNA. RefSeq lists its product as uncharacterized. The record is from RefSeq and is a predicted model, not a curated record. Bases 1 to 1317 code for a protein of 438 amino acids. The transcript has 9 exons. Gene Ontology annotation, cellular component: cytoplasm. NCBI's taxonomy places the organism in Eukaryota, Fungi, Basidiomycota, Agaricomycetes, Corticiales, Punctulariaceae.
AUGCUCCCGGAGCCUGUUACCGGUCCUCAGCGCCAACGCUCCGGAGUUCGUUCGCUCACCAGCAAAACGCUGGCAGCCUCGACCCUUCCCCACAUCAACCCUAUUUCGUCUCUUUAUAGCCCUACCCUUCGAGGUCCAGCGUACACGCGUAGACUGCUCGCUCGUUCUCCUCUCACUAAUGCCGGCGCUCUUGUGUUGUUAGCAAUCCUCGCGCUCUCUCUCCUGACGAAUAUAAGUUACUGGCUGUCCAGUGCAUCGCCCCGACAUAAUGAGGCCACCGCAAAUGCAGCAGCACGAACGCGUGGAGUAUGGAUUGGCUCCGGCGACCUGCCUCCCCGCAUUGGAGGUGAGACAGCUGGGAAUGUGCACGUCGUCGGUAGUACACACAAGUCUUCUGCUGUACCUAUCUCACCUCCCGAUUCUUACGACCAACCGUAUCUCGAACGCAUCCAUUCGAUUGCCAGGCCGGAGUGGACUGACUUGAUCAAUCACCUCGUCAUCGUACCCGGACAUGCUAUUUGGACAGGCACAGAUCCAAGGAUGCGCCUGUCGGAAUCCGAAUGGGUUCUGGAACCAUAUCAGCAAGGCGGGGGAAGGAUACGCGCGUUCUUCAGUCAUAUAGUACGCGGCGCAGAUAUUGUACUCAAAGACCCCGACUCAUUGCUUAUGUUCAGCGGAGGUCAAACGCGACCGUCAUCCCCCAUGACCGAGGCAGACUCCUACCUACGACUCGCGCUGGCGUCCAAUGUCUUCCACGUCCACAACCCGUCAGAUACAGAUUCGGCACCUCCCAUGUUUCACCGUGUCGCUACCGAGACAUUCGCUCUUGAUUCCCUGCAAAAUUUGCAGUUCAGCCUCGCACGUUUCCAUGAGGUUACAGGUCACUAUCCUGAGAAGAUCACCGUGGUCGGAUAUGAGAUGAAACGUCGACGUUUCGAGGAAUUGCAUCGCAGAGCUCUGCGAUGGCCGUCUAGCAGGUUUGAAUACAUAGGGGUAGAUAUCGAUGCCGGAGAGAAUGGCGCUGAACGGGAGCAGGCGAUGCAAGGCGAACUUACCAAUGCGUAUAAACCGUAUCUUGCGGAUCUGUAUGGAUGUCACCCACCGCUCUCCACGAAACGGCUAGCACGGAAUUCGUUCAUACGUUUCCAUCCGUAUCUGGUAACAAGUGAUGGACGAAGCUCAAGCGCCACCGCCAGUGAUGAUCGCGAAGGAGAUAGAUCGGUUGAGACUGGUGAUGGCUUACGUGGACUGCUAGAAUGGUGUCCCACAGACGACUGGACUCGAGUCUAUGAGGGAAAACUGCCCUGGGAUCCCUAGGUAGGGUGGCUAGACGAUGCCCUACGGAGGAUACGGCUCAAUGUAGCAAGUCAUGCUUAGUUACGGUUGUACACGGCCAAUUGAUCGUGCGCGGGUCGGCAUGGCUAGAUCCUG